Molecule: messenger RNA, 2405 nt
Organism: Epinephelus lanceolatus (giant grouper)
Lineage: Eukaryota; Metazoa; Chordata; Actinopteri; Perciformes; Serranidae
Source: RefSeq, a predicted model, not a curated record
UGUUUAAUUCACACGGAUCCUAUAAAGGAUCCAUGAGAGGACACGUGGAAGCCUCCGGUCAGCAGCGGGUGAACUGUGAGACACACAGCCGCUCCGUAGGUUUCAUUUACCGGCUCUCUGUGGAGACAAAGUGUCCGUCAGGGGAAAUGAGUCGGUUUACGACCGUCGGUGAGUAUAAAGAGCACAAGAGGACACUGUGCUGACAGAGAGGAGGCUCACAGGCGGUAUGGUGGACGGGUGCAAAGUUGAGGAGCUGUUUUCAGUUCAGGUGGAAUUGCAGUAACAUGGUCUGAACCAUGUAUGAGCCUCGGUACUACGAUAGCCCCCCUGUGUACAGCCCGCCUUACAGCACUAACUCCCACAGCUUCUAUCCCCCGAGGAGUGUCCACUCCCCCCAGAGCCAGUAUGUCCCCUACACCUACAAUGUCCCUCCAGACUCCUACUACGUUGAAGAGAAGCCUCAACACUUCUACCGCUGGUUUUCUCCUCCUGGCUUUGUGAAAACCUUCCAAGGAGCCACAGCACUCAUGUGUUUCCUCAUCUUUGCCUGCGUGGCGUCGACCUUGGUGUGGGAUAUGAAUGGAUUUGGGUAUGGGGGCUACGGUGUUGGGGCCACAGGGGCUGUCGCAGGCGUGGAGUCGGGGUAUUAUGGAGGCAGCUACGGCUACGGUGGCUCCUACAUGACGCCGCAGUCUGCCAAGGCGGCGAUGAUUUCAAUGGCGGCCAUCAACUUCCUGGUGUCACUGGGCUUCCUGGUGGGGAGUUUCUCACGGUCACGGAUCAUGAGGGGAUGCAGGUUCUACCUCACUGUGUUCAUUUGUGAUAUCAUCUUAGCUGUUCUUCAGGGCAUCAUCGACAUCAUCUUUGUGAUCGGGGUGAACCCGAUGUCUCAGAGCUCACAGAGCAUGCUGUACAAUCCCAUGCUGAUGAUGUGUCAGAACAUCCAGGGCAAUCCGAGCCUCAGUGGCAGCGCUGGGGCCGGUUUUCCUGGAGGGUUCCCCAUGUACAAUCAAUACCUGUACCACUACUGCUACAUGGACCCAGAGGAGGCGGUUGCAUUAGUUUUGGGUCUGAUGGUGGUGUUGGCCCUGUCUCUGUCUGCCUACUACGCCUACAAGACCCGCAGCAAGAUUUGGCGCCACGGCAAAGCCAACAUCUACUGGGACGAGCCACUGGUCAGGUCGUCAGAGAGCCAGGAUGUACAGGACUGGGUGAACCAUGUUGGAGAUGUGCGCAGCACCCAGCAGGCACCAACUGUUGUUGUAUCAGAGAGAGCAGCACCUGACCUGAGGGCAGAGAACAGUGUGGUCUCCUACGGCAACAGAACAGUCAGCAUCCACAGUGAAGGACAUUAUAAAGGCAACAGUUUCUCUGCCGACAACAGUAACCGUCGGGCUGCGGAGCCUCUGAGCCAGAACAGCAGAGUCACAGUUUGCUCCAGCAGCUCCUCAGAUGAGACCGUCAGCAUCAGGAAACCUGCUCCUUAUCACGCGAAGAAGGAACAGAGGAAGGACCCAGAGCCCAGGCCGUCUGCUCCGGAGAUGAUGGAGUCCCCAUAUGAAACCGGUUACACCACCGGAGACACCGGCAAUGAGCUGGACCGGGACCACACGAAUUACCUCUACAGGCUGUACCCAGAGAUAACUUCAGAUGAGCAGCGCCGGCAGUACAAGAAGGAGUUUGACUCCGAUCUUGCCCGCUAUAAGAGCCUCUGCGCCGAAAUGGAUGACAUCAGUGACCAGAUGCACAAGCUGAGCCGAGAGCUGGACAUGUUGGACGAGGACUCCAUGAAGUACCAGGGUGUGGCAGACGAGUAUAACCGACUCAAAGACCUGAAAAAGACUCCAGACUAUCAAGCAAAGAAGAGGCAGUGCAAAGAACUUCGGCAAAAACUUUUCCACAUCAAGCGUCUGGUGAAAACCUUUGACCAAGGUCUUUGUUAGUGUGCGUCUUAAUAAUCUGUCCGAACAGCUGAGGAUGAACACUGACGGGGUGUGACCUGGCUAAAGAAACAUGGAUUCAUCCUCCAUCUUCAGUUUUAUUGCUUUGCUGUUUGAAUUGUGACAGUUCAGCUCAACACGACCCUCAUGCCGGCCUCACUGAACCUCAGCUGUUUGUGACCCCAGUGUUUACAACGUCUGUAUCACUUCUGCCGCUGUCAGAAUAGAUUACUGUCAAAAUAGAGCUACGUUUAAACUUCUCUGUGUGGUUGUAACAUUUGAAUUUGUUGUAACUUGUGUUAGAUUUUACUUUAAGCAGCAGUUUUAAUGUAAUAAUGUGUAAUUGUUACAGGAUGUUGAAAUAUGGGACGUGAUGAAUGUCAGUUUUUAUACAGAGAUAAUGUCAUGACUGAAGGUUGAAAAAGAGAAAAUUAUGUGAAUAAAUAAUCAGUUAACGUACUUCCA